AUGACAGUCAAUGGAGAAUACACAUCAACUGAUAAUGUUCAGCGCUUCAUGGAAGAUGAAACCUUAAUGGAGCUUGUAAAAGGCCCUGAGAUCUAA
This is a messenger RNA of Trichoderma gamsii, 96 nucleotides long. RefSeq lists its product as hypothetical. The transcript has a single exon. Lineage: Eukaryota; Fungi; Ascomycota; Sordariomycetes; Hypocreales; Hypocreaceae. The record is from RefSeq and is a predicted model, not a curated record. The coding region runs from base 1 to 96 and encodes 31 amino acids.